UUUGUGAAGCAAGCUUUUAUUCUGGAUACCGGAAAAACACGAUUUUCUUUAGGCCAGCUUGCUAGAGGUCUCGCGCAGUACGCAGGUCCAACCAUCAGCAACAACACGAUGACAGAAAUGGGCUCGGCGGCGGUUCGGUUAUCGUUGCUCGGCUUCCUCCUGUGCCUGCAUGUCGGCAGAGCUCCAGCCCGCAGCCCCCGCACGGCGGACCAGGUGUCUGAGGCCGACAUCCAGCGGCUCCUGCACGGCGUCAUGGAGCAGCUGGGCAUCGCACGGCCCAGGGUGGAGUAUCCCGCACAUCAGGCCACAAACAUUGUCGGGCCUCAGAGCAUACAGGGUGGUGCUCACGAGGGGCUGCAGCACCUCGGCCCCUUUGGCAACAUCCCCAACAUUGUGGCCGAGCUGACCGGCGACAACGUUCCCAAAGACUUCAGUGAAGAUCACGGGUACCCAGACCCUCCGAACCCCUGUCCCCUGGGAAAGACCGCAGCAGACGGCUGUUUGGAAAACGCUCCGGACACAGCCGAGUUCAGCAGAGAGUUUCAAAAACACCAGCACCUAUUUGACCCAGAGCACGACUACCCGGCCCUGGCGAAGUGGAACAAGGAGCUUUUGUACCAAAAACUGAAGGGAGGACCGAAAAGAAGAAAAAGGAGUGUCAACCCAUAUCUAAUGGGCCAGCGGCUGGACAACGUGGUCGCCAAAAAAUCUGUUCCUCACUUCUCUGAGGAAGAGGAGGAAGAGGCACCGAUCGCCUCUGCUGCCAGCAAAUCCACCACCUAAACUCCUGCGCCUGCAACACUCUCAGAUACGAGUUUGUAACACUACAUAUUUAAGCAUUUUGGUUAAUAAGUAUUGGAUUUGGGACUUCAGUGCAAGUACUGUGAAAUAAGGAAUAGGCAGAUAUAAUUAAGCAGCAAGCAUGAAAAUAGUUCGUUUUUUAUUGUAAUCAUAUUAAUUAACCCAGAUCUUAUUAAUUAGGCACAACGUACUGUAUAUCGGUCUUACAACUGGUGCUCUUAUUUUAAACAUACACCUGCCUUUAUUAAAGCAUUAGGAUCCGAGCGCUUGGUCCACAGAAAAAUUUUUUAGGGCUUUUUCUGACUCAUGACAGAGAAAAUGCAAAAACUCAUCAGAAAAUCGAAGCUCAAAGUAGAUUGGACUUUGUGUUAAGAUUUCUUUUGACAGCUGCUGUUUUCAAAGGUCAAGAUGGAACCGUAAUGCUCAAAAAGCCAACUGUCAUUACUCUGCAAUUUGAUUGUAAGCCAAACAUCAGUUAUAGUGUUAAGUAUCUGAUCUGAAUGUUAAAAAUCUUGGCUAUUUAUAGGGAGAGAUGUGAUUCAACUAUUAGCCAAAAUGCUAAAAUACAAAGUGUUAAACUCUUGAGUGGCAGUGUACAGUAUAUCUACAACUGUAUUAUAAGAAGUUGUAUAAAGAUUUGUUGAUUUGGAGAAAUGUCGAAUGAGGAAGUUAUUAUUCAUGACUGUACAGAAAUCCAUUUGCACACACUGAAGUUUCUGAAGGUUAAGUUUUCUAUGUCUUGAUAUAACCAGUUAAUCACUCUGUCUUCAGAAGCAAAGAUUCAAUACAGAUCACAUUCUUGGAAGUUAAUUGUAAACUGUAGCAGCUUUGCUUUGUCAUGUAAGGGAUGAUUGUGAACUAUGUCACUGUAGCAUGGCAAAAAGUGUAGCUCUUAUUUAGAUCUGUAUCUAUUGUCUUCUCCAUACUGCAGUAAUAAGUCUCUACAGGCAGCACUGAUCUGUCAUGUGUCACUUUAUCUUGCCAAAAAAAUAUUUGUUUUUGUUCUGUAAAGUCAAAUAAAUGAUGUAUCUGCAUUGA
Molecule: messenger RNA, 1839 nt
Organism: Perca fluviatilis (European perch)
Lineage: Eukaryota; Metazoa; Chordata; Actinopteri; Perciformes; Percidae
Product: neuroendocrine protein 7B2
Exons: 6
Coding region: 109-783 (224 amino acids)
Biological process (GO): regulation of hormone secretion; neuropeptide signaling pathway
Cellular component (GO): secretory granule
Molecular function (GO): enzyme regulator activity
Source: RefSeq, a predicted model, not a curated record